Molecule: messenger RNA, 8814 nt
Organism: Varroa destructor (honeybee mite)
Lineage: Eukaryota; Metazoa; Arthropoda; Arachnida; Mesostigmata; Varroidae
Gene: Ubr1
Product: Ubr1 ubiquitin ligase
Biological process (GO): ubiquitin-dependent protein catabolic process via the N-end rule pathway; protein ubiquitination
Cellular component (GO): ubiquitin ligase complex; cytoplasm
Molecular function (GO): ubiquitin protein ligase activity; zinc ion binding
Source: RefSeq, a predicted model, not a curated record
UCUUAAAAUUUGCCGAGUUUAUUUGGAAGCACUUUAAGUUUCUCUAUAUGAACGACCCAUUUUCAAUUUUUUUGUGGCAAUGCGCCGUUGGAAUUUUCUGCAAACUUCUAAAAUUGUGAUCAUUUCCGCAUUUUAAAAACGUCUCUGCUUACAGGCAAAACCUUCCAACUGAAUCCUCUUUUCUUUAGCGAUCGGAUAGGUCGGUACGUUAUAACAACCUAUAGGUAGGACAUCCCUCAUCCCUCGUAUUGCUUAAAUAUUUUUCACAUGAUAGAUGUGAUGUAUACGAUAGAAAAGCUGAAAACAGUGCCAUUAAUUUACUCUCAUGAUCUCAAGUUUACAAGCGUGGGAAGGAAAACGUUUAGCUAGUUUUUUUAUUAGUUUUUUCUUAUACACUAUUCGGCUGUACACUUUGUGAGAAAACCUUGUCGGAUUCACCUCUGAAGUAUCACAUCAGGAAUUUGCAUAAGGAACCACCUAUUACCAUAUAGACAAGUACAUAGCACCAAGUCCCUGCAAAACUGCAUGCCUAUCAUAAAACGAUGUCACCUUUUAAAAUUAAAAAAGUUGUGGACAACGAAUUGCGACCUGUUCAAAGUAGUUGUGUAGAUAAGCCCAUAGGUUAGAGAGUCUUACAACUGAUAGCUUAUAGCGUUGAUUCUGAACACGCGAUACACAGCAAUGCCCUUCCACUUGUUAAAUGUAGCUACCACAAUUGAAUGAAGCAACUACAAUUGAACAGUAAUCUCGAACAUUUACUUUGAUUGUGUGUCUGCCAUUGAUGGAUAAUACAUUUAUUUUUCAUUUAUCAUCUUCCCAUUUCUCCUACGUUGUCUUGCCAGCACACUAUGACUCUCGUUUAGAUUAGAACCUUUGUUCUUGUAAUGACGCUGUGGUAACCUGUUCGAUUAGCAAAUUCGUUCUUCGAAGUAAACUCGUUAUAGUCUUAUUGUGCCCUCAUCCUCUCAUUUCUGUUGGAGCCAAUUCUUAUCAACCUCCUCUUGUUAACAAUUAUCUUUUUCUCAUUCGUUAAACUCUCCGCGUUAAGUGCCUAGACAUGACUAAUCUACCCUAGAGUCUAUCGCAUUUUUCGCUGCAGCAGCAGCAGCCUUUGAUUAAUAAGAAGACUUCUGCUUAACCAAUGUCCUUUCCCACAUCCAUCGGCGUUAAUCUUACUUAUUUUUGUACGUGCUCCGCACGUCAGCUGUUAUCACUGCAACCAUUGUAACCGGCGCUUUACUUCACUUUUGAGUCAUUUGUUUGUGCUGGCAACCCACCGUUACAACGCGAAUAGCUGCUGGAUAACCAUUAUAACUAUUUACCUUCUCAGAAACAUCUGCCAGUCGCCAGAUGUCGCUGGCAUCGCCUUGAGUCAGCUAUGGCAGCAGAAAGACCUCUAUUUGUUUGUCAGGAUUGACCGCUGCGUCUUUUUAUUUUGUGUUACGUGUUUUUAGCUCUACAGCGCAGUGUUCCUUGCGACUGCCUGCUAUCACCUUCGUCUGCUGCUUGUACUGAGCCUCUUUCCAGCCACUACCGCUGCUAGCUUUGCUGCUACGCGAGUAGUGAGUGCGCAGCUCUGCGCGCCAGAUUGCCCUGUCCGGGCGUCUUUUGUCUGUAUGUGUGUGUCACUCUGUGGCCGUGUGGAUGACCCUUCUCGUUGUUACGGUCAACCGUAUGGUGGCUCAUUGGUAGACCGCCUGCUCGCUUUGGCCGCACGACCGCUAUAGCACUUGCUGGGAGGCCUGUUUUCUGGCGCUGCUGAUGCCGCGCUACGUUGAGCCAUCCGUGCCGCACUUCUCUACCACAAAUGUAUAUACUUCUACUAAGAUUAGAACAGACGUUAACACGAUCUAUUGCCCGUGGAUACACAACAACGGUGGGGUUGCAGAAUUGAUUUUUGCUGCUGCUGCUGCUGUUGCUGUACAACUCGACAAACGAGAAUCGGGGUCCGUCAACGGUACUAGCAGAAAUCAUCACCGUAUUCGCCAUAGAGCCGUUGUAGUGACCAUCGUCUCAAUGGUGGUGGAAGUUGCUGCUGCAGUUGUUCUUGUUGAUUCUUGCUGCUGUAGUACGAAACACGCACAGACACAUAGAUCGACCGACAGACAGACAGACCGGCCACAACAACACGAACCAAGUGAGCGUAAACAGGCAAGCGUGAGAGUGGCCAAGCGACUGAGCCGUCAUCGCAUCCACAAUCAUCGCUGCGUUGUGUACUGACUGGCUGACUGUAUCUAACCGUAUCGCCUCGCAGGACGAGGCAAAUAAGAAAGUAAAGAAGGAACGGCCGGCAGAGUUAAGCUAACGGCUGAAAUUCGUGCUGCUUCUUGGCCAUUAUCGUUGACCACCACCAUUUGCUGGGUAGGUGCCCAGCGCCUAGUUUCGUAUGUGGCAUAAGCUGGUACUGUGUUUAGGCAGACGUGUAUGUAGACAGCGGACGACACAAACGACUGGCACGUUCAUCAGUAGGAGAUCGUGCGCUCGUCUGAAAGGACACGGCGACAUCGUACACCAAGCUUGUCCUCCCCCUUAAUCGACCAGCCUGCUAUUGCUGAAAGACAGCGCAAGCAAAAGUUACGACAUAGCAAAAAUAGCAGGUACCCACAACGGUGGCUGGCGUUGGCGGUGUUCUUCUGCAUUGAACGAACGUCGAGCCGUAACGUUACUUCACGCCUUAGCACGAACAAGCAGCGUGACAAGGACAAUUUCUAUUCUGCUAUUGCCUGACAAUCAAUUAUUAGUAUAUGGUGGACAUUGCUUAAGCAUUUAGUAGUGAGCUGAUUCGUGUUUAGUGUAUAUAUAUAUAUAACCUACAAGCAAACGUAGGCCAAGUUACAGCCACUGUAUCGAUGUAUAUAGGCGUAAAUAUCUAUACAUUAGAAAAACAGUUUUGGAGAAAACAAUUCGUGAGUGAACAGUGAUUUGCCGUCUGCAUCAAUUCGUUGAUUGGUAUAAUUACGUUACUAUUAAUUUUGCUCCGAGUGGCGUCAUUCGUUAUAUCUGCUUAAGUGGGUGUAAAUGUGUAAUAAUAUGAACAAGAAAAGGAGAUAAAGGAAAAAAGAUACAUAUGUAGAUGUUGUUAUAUAUUCAAAGCAACCCAUACCCACGAAACAUCAUAAUCUAACGUAAGUUAAAGUGGUUUCCUGGUGAAGUACAUAUGCAAUAAAGACGAACUGUUAAGAGGUAACCAGAACGAAAUCAACGAAAACGAAACGACUUCCCAACAGCGAGACAUAAGUGCCAACAUGGUUAACCCUGAUGAGAGUAUCGAUGGCCGGGUAGCUGGUGGAGGUCUCCGUGAAGACUGGGAAGCGUGGAGUAAAAAGUUUGAGGACGGUCAACUCACGAACUCAGAUUUUCGCAGUUACUGGGCACAGCAUGUACCUCGUCUGUUUGCUAUUGGUCCACAGGAUAGCUGUCUUAAUCCAAGGUUUAACGAACAGGAGAUCAACUACACCUUUUUUCACUCCUUGGAAAAAUUUAUCACCAACUCCCUGGAUCCUGAGCAAGUAAUCAAACAGCUAAAACAGAAAGAAAGUCCAGCAUCUUUUUGCGGCCAUGUCUUCAAAUCGGGCGAGCCCACUUACUCGUGUAGAGAUUGCGGCGUCGAUCCAACAUGCGUGCUUUGUGCCACGUGCUUCAAGGGAUCGGAGCACAAGCAGCACAAAUAUAAGAUGAAUAUGUCUAGAGGCGGUGGCUAUUGCGAUUGUGGAGAUCGCGAAGCUUGGAAAAGGUCACCUUCAUGUGACACGCACGACAAGGAAGCGGCCGACCGCGAGAAAGAAGAUAUUGUUCCACAUGACAUGCAAGCGCGGCUAAGACUUGUGACUGAAAGCGUGCUCACGUACGGCUAUCAGUUACUAACGUGGAACAAGCAUACGCAGCUCCCCACUGAUCUCGAGGUCGCUUUGCCUGGUGGCCAAAGAAAGGAUCUCUAUGUAACAAUGUUGUAUAACGACGAGACACACACCUACGAACAGGUCAUAACCUCACUAUCACGUGCCAUCGAAGCCAAUGAGAGGGAAGCGGUGGAGUUCGCCACGACAGUAGAUCGCGAAGGUCGAGCGAUGAUUAAAAUUGACGGAUUUCAAGAGUGCACGCAGGUGAAGCACGCUGUCGAACGAACGACGAGUCGUCACGGAGGAAAACCCCUAAAGACGAUUGUUAUGACUACCCCACUUGUAUCGCAUCAAAUCUUUGUGUCAAGAUUGGUUCAAUGGAUGGACACUUUCAUCAAACAGCUUAGAGGGUUUGCACGGAUUCUGGGCAACGUAUUGAUUACGGUGCCCACGAGUCCCAUCGAUAUCUACCCUUUGGUGCGCUGCGUUAUGCGCCAUGACACCCAACUGUGGAAGAGUGCCCGCCAGCUGUGGCAUCAACUAAUCAUUAACGGCAUCCUAAUGGAUCCGGAAUGGAAGUUGGCGUUUGCUAAGAUGUAUGCCCGAGACUACCCGGACCUGAUGAAGGACUUCAUCGCAGACGACCACGAUCAUUCGUUUUCAGUGAUGUCGCUCACGGUUCAGGUGUUUAGCGUGGUGAGCGUCGCGCACUCGCUAAUCGCAGAAGAUGGAGCUCUAGCCACGCUGAUGCGGACCUUCCUGUCAGAGUGUAGUCCACACAAAAGUGCCAGUACUGGAAAACUGGCCUUCGAUCGUAACCAUUCGAAUACUAACUUCAGAAGAUCUUUCAGACGGGCCCAAUUCAUCCUAUUCGACCUCAAGUAUCUACUGUACGUGCAGCCGACCCCACCGUGGAGUGAGGAACUGCGGAAGAGCUUCUCGAACGGCCUCGAGACAGUUCUGCAACUGUUGUCUAUGAUGCAUUGCAUGGAUGCCGUAACGAGACAGGUUGGACAGCACGUCGAAUUCGAGGCUGAAUGGGAAACCGGCAUCAAUAUACAACUCAAGCUGAGCACCAUUGUCUCGAUGCUGCUUGAAUGGUGUGAAAAUGAUAGGGACAUGCUCAUCAGGGCUGUCCGGAGGACUCUGUGCCAUCUCAUUCAGUCAGACAAAAGCUGCUGUAACUCGGAAGUUGUCUACGUUCAGCGCUCAAUAGCCUGUCACCCGGGAGAGGUGACCUGCAUAGAUUACGAUGUUACGACGCAACCGAUCAGUGUCCAUCUGGCACUAUCGCGCUUUUUAUCAGGACUCCUCCUUGCCACGCAUAAAUAUAGCUUAGACUAUUCGUCGCAUCAGUUCGAAGUUGAAAACAAACCAUCAUUGAUUCAGAUCAUGGAACAGCCGCUUCGUCUACAGGUCAUGGUAGCUCAAUUCCGUGCUAGUAUGUGGCGUCGUAAUGGCUAUUCUUUACUAAAUCAGGUGUUCUUUUACACGAAUUUUCGUCUUCGGACAGAGACCUUUGAUCGGGAUAUAGCGCUACUGCAGUACUGCGCGGCAAGACUCGAACCAAAUGAGUUGUUAAUUCACUUCCUGAAUAGGUUCGAUUUGUUACAAUGGUUUUCGAAUCUCGAUUACUCGCUAACGAAUUUGGAGGGCACGCCGGACACAUCUGCGACCUUGUGCGAUGACUUUCUUACGUUGAUACUCUACCUGAUUGCGGAGAGGCAUCUACCGGGUGUUGGCCAAGUCAAUGAGACGGAGCGCGUAAAACAGGAGAUCAUUCAACUGCUGUGCAUCGAGCCAUUCCCGCAUUCGCAACUUGUAAAGCAAGUGCCUGCCAGAUACGACGACAGUGCAAUGGAAAUCAUUCUUGAAAAGGUGCUGCGAGAAGUGGCCGUAUUCAAGCGGACCGCAACUGUUGGCUCAGUUGGCAAAUACGAACUUAAGCCCGAGUAUUACAAAUUCUUCAACCCGUUCUUCUACCAUUACAGCAGAGAGGAGCAAAGCAAGGCCGAAGAAUCCCAGUUGAAGCGGCGCAAGGCUGCAGGUGAACCAGGCUUCUGUCCUCCCCCUGUUCUUCCAAACUUCACCAAAGAGUUCAAGCCAAUUCUAAAUAUUCUAGAUUGUAACACCUUCGGACAUAUUGUUAACACUAUUCUACAUCGAUGCGCCACUGGAUCUACCGUCUUCACGGACGCGCAGAUGGAGCGAGUACUGCAUCUGGUGAUUAUCGGUCUGGAAGAGGUGGCUCGGGGUACUCUUCCUGCGACCUUUUCCACCCGUAUGUCCAGCCUCAAGGACAACUUUGAGAGGGCUUAUCCAAAACUGGAAGAGAAUAGUGCGGUUAAAGCUCUCAUGGCCUACGUAAUCAAGCGGCUAAAUACACCGAUCAGCGGCGACUGCUGCGACUCGACAAUGGCUGAAGCAGAGUCUUCUGUGUCGUCAUCAAGCCGAACCAAACGCGGCCGUAAUGCUGAAGCUGCAGCUGCACGCCGCGCCAAGAUUCUCGCACAAAUGUGUGCGCAGCAGAGUCAUUUCGUCAAGGAGUAUGCUCACAUGUUUGAAUUAGCUGAAACAGCGGAUGAAGUAAAAGAGGACGUACCCAAAUUCAUCUGUAUUCUCUGUCGCGAGGAAGAGGUUGUUUCGUCGCAGGCUAAACAAUCGCUUGUGGUUUCUGCUUUCGUACAGAAGUCAGCUGUUUUGCAAAAAUGCGCACGGGACAAUCCAGCCGAAAGCGUGAUUUUCAGCGCUCCACUGGCGAUGGGUUUGCCCCCAUCGGACCUUCGUGGUGGUGCACACAUGUCCACUUGCGGUCACGUGAUGCACUGGGAUUGCUGGGAGGCAUUCUAUCACCUUGUACAGACAAAAGAACGCCGUCGCCCCGUCAGAUAUGGCCGACAUGUCAGCUUCGAUGUUUCCCAGGGCGAGUUCCUGUGCCCACUAUGCGAGUGCCUCUCCAACAGCGUGAUCCCAAUAGUACCGUGCCAAAAAGACGAGACAAAAAUAGACCCCAUUGCCGAGCAGACGCUCUCAGAAUGGCUCGAUUCUGUUAGGAGCAUCGCGGACAGUGCCACGCCAAUGGGAAUCGACGUGGGCUGCGAAGAGCCCAGUUCCUUACCGGUCAGUCCAAGAAGGCUAGACGGAAACCCGGCUGAAAACCCAGCCCAAGAAGCCGUAGAUGAAAAUCAAGAACGAGCUCCAACGGCUUCGUCUGCCGAACAGGCAUUACGAAACAAACUGUGGGUUCCACCAGGAGGUGUUCGAACUGAUCAAAGCUCGAUACAGCUCCCGCCCAAAGCGGAAUCAAUGCUACAGAGGUUUGUGUCGACAACAAGCCAGGUUGUUCUAGGGGACGAAGAAGAUGCGUUCCUAGCGGUAACCUGGACGUUGGCUUACACUAUUCAGGCAACCGAAUGGUGUAUUCGUUCCGAAGACAAGGCCCUACUCGCAGAUAUCUCGUCUCGAAAACUUUACUGCCUUGAAAAUAUGAUUAAAGCUACACAAGUUGCUUCAGUGUUGGGCAUCAUCAAGUCGUCGAAUGUCGCCUCUGACGCCCUGCAAGCGCUUAGAUGUAUCCUGUUGCCACAAACUGAGGUCGAUUCCUGCAUCCUUGAGAUCGAUCCAUUUGGACUGCUUUGCAUGCUCCAUUCCUCGCUGCACAAGGUGACCAAUAGUGAUGCGUUUACGCUUAACAAGAACCUGCUUUCACUCGUCAUGACGAUGCAUAUCGUACAAAUCGUCAUUUCGCUCUAUCUACAAAAGGACAAGCAAGCCGAUGAGGCGACGACUAGCACAAGCAGCACCGGCACCAAUAGUACUACGAGUACUAAUAUUGAAAUGGGUGAUUUUCCAGCAACGAGUGCCGGAGCCCCGGCGCUAACAGGAUCGUUUGACGCAGACCGCAUCAACGAAUUUGCUGGAGAAGUACUGCUUGCUGCAGGUCUGUCAGCAAAUCACCGCUUCCCCCCAGCGAUUCGCGUGAUUGAAGCUCUCGUGCCCUUUUUACGAGCCACGGCAAUACUGCAAUAUUUCGUCUCACCUCGUGACUGUGAUGGUCGUAUGCGCAACAAUAAACUAAACGAUCCUGUGAGUCUAACCCAGUUCAUCGGUAUCUCGGUCGGUCAUAUCGAGGCUAUGCUACGAUGUCGGCCGUUACGUGAGCUUGCUCUGUCGUGGGCACGACAGCCGAAAGUACUCCAUCUCGCCACGUCCCACUGGAAGCCUAUCUAUCCAUUAAAAGUAAACUCUUUGAUUCAGCUACCUAACGACUAUUCCGAGCUGAUCAAUUAUGUCGCGUUAUUGACGUGUCCGAGCUCAGAGGGCGAAAUUAACAUUCUCGGUGACGAGGUCCGAGCCCCCACGAUGUGUCUCGUCUGUGGGGCUGUUCUUUGCUCGCAGAGCUACUGUUGUCAGACAAUGUGGGGCAAUCAACGAGUCGGUGCUUGCGUUGCGCAUGCAGCGAAGUGUGCCUCAGGUGUAGGCGUAUUCUUGAAAAUUAAGGAUUGCCGCGUUAUGCUACUCGUUGGCGACUCGAAGGGCGCCUUUUCGAGUCCACCAUAUGUCGACGAGUACGGAGAGACCGACCCGGGAUUGCUACGCGGAAACCCACUUACGUUGUGUAACUCUGCCUACACGCAACUCAAUCAGCUAUGGCUAUCGCACAGCGUCCCUGAGCAGGUUGCUCAUGCGCUUGAAGCUUCUACAAGUCUCAGUUCGACUAAUUGGGCGCUAAUGUAACAUGUAAUCUAAAAGGUGUUUAAUAGGUACAUAACAAAAAAACAAGAGAACAAGCUAUUUAGGCAGUAGCAGAGACUAUUAAGGGGGUGGCUACGACGUGGGAUUGUACAUCAUUCUAUCUAGUGUAAGCGAAUAAAGAAAUGAGUCUUUAUUUCACACUCGACAUUUUAAACUGGCGUGUUACCUGAUAUCACUAAUGAUACAAAUAAAUGAUAGAAAAAUUUGUCUAACACCAACA